Molecule: messenger RNA, 686 nt
Organism: Salvia hispanica
Lineage: Eukaryota; Viridiplantae; Streptophyta; Magnoliopsida; Lamiales; Lamiaceae
Product: ethylene-responsive transcription factor ERF016-like
Biological process (GO): regulation of DNA-templated transcription
Molecular function (GO): DNA binding; DNA-binding transcription factor activity
Source: RefSeq, a predicted model, not a curated record
AUCUCCAAAUCACCACUUUUUCAAUUUCAAUCAAACAAAAACAUUCAAUGGUGCGGCCUCAGGCGAAGAGGGAGCGGAGCGGCGGCGGCGGAGGCCGAUACAAGGGCGUCCGCAUGCGCAAGUGGGGGAAGUGGGUCGCGGAGGUUCGCCAGCCGAACAGCCGCGACCGCAUAUGGCUCGGCUCCUACGCCACCGCCGAGGAGGCCGCCCGGGCCUACGACGCCGCCGCCUUCUGCCUCCGGGGGCCCUCCGCCGCGCUCAACUUCCCGCACGAUCCGCCGGAUAUUCUGGCGGCGGAGGAGCUCUCGCCGUCGCAGAUUCAGGUGGCGGCGUCGAGGCAUGCGCGGAGGCCGGCCUCUUCGGAGAUGGAGGCGAAGGAGCCGGUGGUGGAGAAUCUGUUCUUCGGGGAGGCCGGGGGAGGCGGUGGUGAGGGUUUUGGGGAGGGGUUCUUGGCGGCGGAGGGGGAGAGAGGCGGCGGCGGCGGCGGUGGGAGUGUGUUUUUUGAUACGGCGAGGAUGUGGAGUUUUUAGUACUAGCUUUUAAUUUGAUUUGUAGGAUAGAUUUUUGGUGUAGAGUUGUUGUUGAGGAAAUUAUCACACGGCCAUCUUUUGGCUUAGUCUAUGUUCAAACUUGUCUUUUUCUUUAAAAAAAAUAUAAUUUGAUGAAAAUGAAAGUUAGAUCUUGAA